Messenger RNA from Aspergillus nomiae NRRL 13137, 1101 nucleotides. RefSeq lists its product as uncharacterized. The record is from RefSeq and is a predicted model, not a curated record. Bases 1 to 1101 code for a protein of 366 amino acids. Lineage: Eukaryota; Fungi; Ascomycota; Eurotiomycetes; Eurotiales; Aspergillaceae. The transcript has a single exon.
AUGGCCACGGCAUCGGAGGCGGAUGCAACGAUGCGGCAGGCCGUGGCCCGAUUCCGCGCGCGCAUGGGUGCCGCCAACCGACAGUUCAUCCAGCACCGCAUUGCUGAGGUCGAGGCCCGCGGGCUGGCGAAUGAGCAGGAGAAGAUCCAACGAAUGGCGGAGUGGCGCCAUUUCGGGGCGCUGGACACUGAUGACGAGCCCGGUGGCUGCAAUAAUCCCGCCGCGGAGUGGACGGCGAACCGAUUCCGGCGGACCCGGCGCCUGGCGGAGGUGCCCGCUCUGGCAGAGGACGCGCUCCCCCUCUUCGCCAUUGACGGAAUCUAUCCGGCGCGGCUGUGCACGGAUGAAGCGCGGCAGAUCUACCUGGACACCCUGCAGGAGGUGUUCCAGCGGCAGGCGGAGAGGUGGGCUGCCGCGGGGGGCGAGGACCCUCCCGGCUCGAUCCCGCGCUGCGACGAGCUGGGUCGGUUCCUGACGUACGCGCACGAGGUGGCGGAUCCGGACUUUCGCCGCUCCGGCGUGGCCCCCUUCGCGGCGGGGCUUUAUGUUAUGUCCGGGCUCGAAGAGGUCCUGGUGGAGGGGCUUGACUCGAGCGAGCAGCGCGAGCGGUACCAUGAGCGAGUGCGCCAGGAGUGCGCGCGGCUGCGGGAAAAUCUCGAAGACGACCAGGUAUCGCGACUGAUCAACAAGAUUUCAAUCAUUGCAGCCCCAGACUGCGAUAUGGAGGUCAAAGCGGGCCUCGUCACCGGCGAGGGCUAUGUGGGCCAUUACCCCCGGUGGUAUAGUGCCUAUCUGUACUGCCGUCAAUGUCUGGAUGAGGAUGAGGACGAGACCCAGGAUGAGGACGAUGACGCCCCGGAUGCCCGCAACAUCCAGGACUGGAGGUGGCGGGUGGUCUUCAUGGAGUUUGAGGGCAACUCCUACGAGGGUCAAGUCCUGUAUGGGCGCAAGCCGCGAUUUGACUCGAUCUCCGAGUUUCUGGAUUGGUACAGUAGCUGGCCGGACCACCUUGAUGCCCGGGCAUUACUCAGUCUCCGCCGUCACGCGCAUGGUUGUGAGACCGAUUGCGAAUCGGACUGUGAAGAUCACAUUAAGUACUGA